Lagopus muta (rock ptarmigan) is the source of this 2021-nucleotide messenger RNA. It is a transcript of the gene CNOT6L, whose product is annotated as CCR4-NOT transcription complex subunit 6 like. The record is from RefSeq and is a predicted model, not a curated record. Gene Ontology annotation, cellular component: cytoplasm; CCR4-NOT complex; nucleus. NCBI's taxonomy places the organism in Eukaryota, Metazoa, Chordata, Aves, Galliformes, Phasianidae. Gene Ontology annotation, biological process: nuclear-transcribed mRNA poly(A) tail shortening. The transcript is spliced from 12 exons. Gene Ontology annotation, molecular function: poly(A)-specific ribonuclease activity; protein binding. Bases 137 to 1786 code for a protein of 549 amino acids.
AGAGGAGUUGGUGUGUCUGGCUCGGAGGGGACACCACCAGCCUGCGCUCUGUGAGGGCAGCUCUCCUCCCCCCACCCCAGGUAUCAGGAGCUCGGGAACGCCUGCAGUAGCAAUUCUCUUGCUGAAACUAACAGUGAUGCCAAAGGAAAAAUAUGAUCCUCCCGAUCCUCGCCGAAUUUACACCAUCAUGUCAGCAGAAGAGGUAGCCAAUGGGAAGAAGUCUCACUGGGCUGAAUUAGAGAUCUCGGGUAGAGUGCGGAGCUUAAGUACGUCGCUUUGGUCACUGACGCACUUGACUGCUCUACACCUCAAUGACAAUAAUCUUACUCGCAUUCCACCUGAUAUUGCCAAGCUUCAUAAUCUGGUUUACCUGGAUCUGUCAUCCAACAAACUCAGAAGUUUACCAGCAGAACUAGGAAACAUGGUGUCUCUCAGGGAAUUGCUUUUAAAUAACAAUCUAUUACGGGUUUUGCCUUAUGAACUUGGACGGCUCUUCCAGCUACAAACCCUAGGUUUGAAAGGCAAUCCUUUAUCACAAGAUAUUCUCAGCCUCUACCAAGAUCCAGACGGAACUCGAAAGCUACUGAACUACAUGCUUGACAAUCUAGCAGUUCAUCCAGAGCAGCUGCCUCCAAGGCCAUGGAUUACUUUGAAAGAACGAGACCAAAUUCUGCCCUCAGCUUCAUUCACAGUUAUGUGUUACAAUGUGUUGUGUGAUAAAUACGCCACCCGGCAGCUCUAUGGCUACUGCCCAUCCUGGGCACUGAAUUGGGAGUACAGAAAAAAGGGAAUCAUGGAAGAAAUCGUCAACUGCGAUGCAGAUAUCAUCAGUCUGCAGGAAGUGGAAACGGAGCAAUACUUCACUCUUUUUCUGCCAGCCUUGAAAGAACGAGGAUACGAUGGAUUCUUUUCUCCGAAGUCACGUGCCAAAAUCAUGUCUGAGCAGGAGAAAAAGCAUGUGGAUGGCUGUGCAAUAUUCUUCAAAACUGAAAAAUUUUCACUGGUGCAGAAGCAUACAGUGGAGUUCAACCAGGUGGCAAUGGCUAACUCUGAAGGUUCAGAAGCUAUGUUAAAUAGAGUGAUGACAAAAGACAACAUCGGAGUUGCUGUGGUGUUAGAAGUGCACAAAGAAUUGUUUGGAGCAAGUAUUAAAUCUCUUCAUGUGGACAAACAGCUGCUCAUUGUGGCUAAUGCCCACAUGCACUGGGACCCUGAAUACUCAGAUGUGAAACUCAUUCAGACUAUGAUGUUUGUCUCAGAACUGAAAAAUAUCCUUGAGAAAGCCUCAAGCAGGCCUGGUAGCCCAACAGCAGAUCCUAAUUCUAUUCCCCUGGUGCUUUGUGCGGAUCUUAACUCAUUGCCUGAUUCAGGUGUAGUGGAAUACUUAAGCAAUGGCAUAGUAGCUGACAACCACAAGGACUUCAAGGAGUUGCGUUACAAUGAGUGUCUCAUGAACUUCAGCGGCAGUGGAAAGAACGGGGCUUCUGAAGGAAGAAUUACGCAUGGCUUCCAACUCAAGAGCGCCUAUGAAAACAACUUGAUGCCUUACACCAAUUACACUUUUGAUUUCAAAGGUGUGAUUGACUACAUUUUCUAUUCCAACACUCAUAUGAACGUGCUUGGUGUCCUGGGGCCUUUGGACCCUCAGUGGCUGGUUGAGAACAACAUCACUGGGUGUCCACACCCUCACAUCCCUUCAGACCACUUCUCACUGUUAACACAACUCGAACUCCAUCCUCCGCUCCUGCCUCUUGUCAACGGUGUGCACUUGCCUAACAGGAGGUAGUGGAGCCCUGCCCCUUUGAGGGCAAGGACCUGUUGUUAUGGACCUGUACAGUUGUAAAUCAAAGUAUAUAGGAGUGAAGUAUGGCCAACCUUAAGCUGCUUCUUCAAGCUCCUUUCCUUAUGUGUUUGAUAUGAGAUUUUGCACAUUUUGGUGCAUACUGGUAUCAUUUGGCACUAGGGCUGGAACCAAAGUAUUAUUCCCUUUCCAGGAUUUUAAUUUAAUUUUUUUUUUUUUU